CACUGUCGUAAUGGCUGCCACACGAAAACAACAUUUGUGACAGUAGCCAAGAUGCAUUUUAGAAGCGUUAGACAUGCCUGUUAAUAAUGCGUCAAUGAAAGAAGAUACACCAAAUAUUGACAAUAACAGUAAAAAUGGGAUAUCAAAGUCACUGACAGAAUCUGAAGAGAUGAUGACUUUGCUGAAGUCGACGGACGUGUCGUGCAUGUCUGUCGAGGAGGUUCAGGAGGCAUGCCGCACCCACCUCCAGGCUGGCCUCUCUGACGAAGAGGCCAAACGAAGACACACCAUGUAUGGCCCAAAUGACUUUGAAAUCGCCAAAGAGGAACCCCUUUGGAGAAAGUUUCUUGGACAGUUCAACAACCCACUGAUUCUAUUGCUUCUGGCCUCAGCGGUUGUCAGCGUCUUCAUGCGGCAGUUUGACGAUGCAGUCAGCAUCACCGUCGCCAUCCUUAUAGUGUCAACAGUAGCCUUCAUUCAGGAAUAUCGGUCUGAGAAGUCUCUGGAGGCCCUUACUAAGCUAGUCCCACCUCAGUGCCACUGUUUGAGGGAUGGCAAAACAGAAACAUUUUUAGCUCGUGAGCUGGUUCCGGGUGACAUCGUUGAGCUCAGUAUAGGAGAUAGAGUGCCUGCUGAUAUACGACUGUUUGAGGCGAUUGACAUGUCCAUAGAUGAAUCCAGCUUCACGGGUGAACCGUGCCCACUGAACAAAACCAUAGCAACACAGAACAAGAAAACCACUAACGGCAUUUCAGAUAAGAAGAAUAUCGCAUUCAUGGGGACACUGGUCCAGACAGGCCGAGGAAAGGGCAUUGUCACAGGAACAGGACUUAACUCUGAAUUUGGGGAGAUUUUUAAGAUGAUGCAGGGUGAAGAGUCCCCCAAGACUCCGCUUCAGAUCAGCAUGGACCUGCUGGGCAAACAGCUCUCCUUCUACUCAUUCCUUAUCAUAGGGAUCAUCAUGCUGCUUGGCUGGAUUCAGGGGCGUGGCAUACUAGACAUGUUCACAAUAGGUGUUAGCCUUGCAGUCGCAGCAAUCCCUGAAGGCCUUCCCAUCGUGGUCACUGUCACGCUGGCUAUAGGAGUCAUCCGUAUGGCCAAACAGAAGGCAAUUGUUAAGAAGCUACCUGUUGUAGAGACUCUAGGUUGUGUGAAUGUGGUGUGUUCUGACAAGACCGGCACGCUGACAAAGAAUGAGAUGACCGUCACCCACAUCUGCUCAGCUGACGGGAAGCAAGCAGAGGUGAGCGGUGUUGGGUACAACGCAGAUGGUGUGGUUCUGUGCAACAACGAAGAGGUGAAGCCAGAGUCCCACCCCUCAAUUGCCAAGGUCGUCGAGGUGGGCUGUGUGUGUAACAAUGCAGAGUUAUCUAUGGAAGGAUUGAGAGGCCAGCCAACAGAGGGCGCUCUUAUAGCCGUUUCUCUCAAAAUGCACAUGCACAGCGUGAGGGACAACUUCCAUCGUAUACAGGAAUGGCCGUUCAACUCCGAGACCAAGUACAUGGUGGUCAAGUGUCGCCCCCGAUACGGACAGAACACAGAGGCCCUGUACUUUGUGAAGGGUGCCCUGGAGCAUGUGCUGCGACAGUCAACCUCCUACUACUACAACGGAGCCUCGCUGCCCAUCUCGGAGAAACAGAGAGACAGCUACUAUAACCAGGCAGCUGCACUCGGCAGUGCGGGACUCAGAGUGUUGGCAAUGGCGUAUGGCACAGACAUGAACAAGCUGGUGUUUGUUGGGAUGGUGGGGAUGAUUGACCCACCUCGGGAAGGAGUCCGGGAAGCCAUAUGGACUCUCACAGGCGGAGGAGUAUCCAUCAAGAUGCUGACUGGGGAUUCAGAAGAAACUGCCAAAGCUGUCGGGGCCCGACUUGGGUUGUAUGCUUCUGGGGCUUCAUCGCUGUCUGGGAAUCAGAUCGAUCAGAUGGACCCGGGGCAACUCAAGAGGGUCAUCCCCGAGGUCUGUGUCUUCUACAGGGUCACUCCCAGGCAUAAACUGAAGAUUGUCAGGGCUUUGCAGGACAAUGGUUUAGUUGUUGGCAUGACGGGUGAUGGCGUCAAUGAUGCUGUGGCUCUUAAAAGUGCUGAGAUCGGUAUUUCCAUGGGCAAGUCUGGGACCGAUGUAUCUAAGGAGGCAGCUGACAUGAUUCUUGUAGACGAUGACUUCUCCACCAUCUUAUCUGCUAUUGAAGAAGGAAAGGGAAUAUUUUACAACAUAAAAAACUUUGUCAGGUUUCAGCUUAGCACGAGUAUAGCUGCCUUGUCUCUGAUCACGCUGUCGACGGUGAUGCGUCUCCCCAACCCACUGAAUGCCAUGCAGAUACUGUGGAUCAAUAUAAUCAUGGAUGGGCCCCCUGCACAGAGUCUGGGGGUGGAGCCUGUUGAUCAUGAUGUGAUACGGAAACCCCCGCGUUGCGUGCAGGACCCCAUCAUCACCCGGGGCCUCAUUGCUCAGAUUCUUGUGUCAGCAUUCAUCAUUGUCAGCGGAACUUUAUGGGUAUUUUGGAGAGAGAUGAGUGACAACAAGAUCACACCAAGAGAUACAACCAUGACCUUCACAUGUUUUGUAUUCUUUGAUAUGUUCAACGCACUUAGCUGCAGAUCACAGACAAAGUCCAUAUUUCAAGUUGGAUUUUUGACCAACAAAGUUUUUCUGGUUGCUGUGGGAGGUUCUAUUAUCGGCCAGCUGUUGGUUAUUUAUUUCCCGCCCCUACAGGCUGUGUUUCAAACGGAGGCUCUGCAUGCCACAGAUUUCCUGUUCUUGAUAGCACUCACCUCAAGUGUGUUCGUUGUGUCUGAGAUAAGAAAAUUGGUUCAACGCACCCAGCUGAAAAAACAGCGGUUAAUACAAGAGAAAAACUAUUAUAUGGACAGUUUUGUAUAGUAGACCAAAGACAUGUUUGUUGUAUUUAUUCAUGAACAGCACGCACUGCUGAAGUGAUUGUGGCAUACACUUCUCCACAUGUGGGAGCUUCAUUGGGAUGAAAGUGGUGGAAAUGACACAUUGAUGAACACGUUUCUCAUCUUACCUCACCUGAACACAAGGACCUUGUGACUUCAUCAACGUAGAAAGGAUAUUGUCAGUGAAACAAAUAAAGACAGUGUCAACAUAGCAA
Messenger RNA from Haliotis rufescens (red abalone), 3116 nucleotides. Its product is annotated as calcium-transporting ATPase type 2C member 1-like. Gene Ontology annotation, biological process: calcium ion transmembrane transport; intracellular calcium ion homeostasis; manganese ion transport. The coding region runs from base 74 to 2884 and encodes 936 amino acids. The record is from RefSeq and is a predicted model, not a curated record. Gene Ontology annotation, molecular function: ATP hydrolysis activity; P-type calcium transporter activity; ATP binding. Gene Ontology annotation, cellular component: Golgi membrane; endoplasmic reticulum; plasma membrane. Lineage: Eukaryota; Metazoa; Mollusca; Gastropoda; Lepetellida; Haliotidae. The transcript has 24 exons.